Acaulospora colombiana is the source of this 464-nucleotide messenger RNA. The record is from the annotation of a GenBank genome assembly. Lineage: Eukaryota; Fungi; Glomeromycota; Glomeromycetes; Diversisporales; Acaulosporaceae.
CGAUAAAUCACGCGUAUCAGCACCCUUCCGCAGUUUUCCCGUUAGCAGGCGCGUCAACAUACCAGGACAUGUUCACCUCUUCCGAAAGUUCACCAAAGUUAGUCGGUGAAAUGGAAAACGCCCACUCCCUAAAGAGCAACGAUAACAUCAACGACCGUCAAGAUAACGGAAUUCACCAUGACGGUGUGUCUGGUCACAUGAUCACGAACAAUGGCAGCGUCCAAACCCCUUAUCAUUCCUCACAACUUGCGGAUAAUAUAAAUCCCAUGACACAACUUUCCUCCUACUAUUUUGAAACGGAUUCUUCUGCCAACCCGUUUGAAGUCUCGCAAAAUAAUUCGCUGAAAACAAACUUUUUCCAGAUAUUUCAAGCCAUUCAGAGUCACUCGGAAGCUCAGAACGCGAAAGAAACGGAACCCCAGUCUCAGCAAGUCGCGCAGGCCUCACCUUCGAAAUCAAACACG